CUGCGAGGGCGGCGGGGCCGAGCUGAGGCGGUGGUUCGGCCAAGGUGACUCUGGGGUUGAAAUUGUCACCUUUUUUCCUACUUAAACAACGCGAAGAGCGGAAUUCACGUAGUGCCAUCAUGAUCCUGCAGCAGAUCUUGCGGCUCUCCUCCUUUUUCCACUCCGCUGUGUCCGUUCACGUGCGCAGGAACAUUGGGCUCUCUGCGAUUGUCUUCAACAAGACAAAAGAACUCGACCCGGUCCAGAAGCUCUUCUUGGACAAGAUCAGAGAGUACAACACGAAGAGCAAGCAAGCUGGAGGGCCUGUUGAUACAGGACCUGAAUUUCAAAAAGAUUUGAAUGAAUCCCUUGCAAGACUCCAACGGGCAUACGGUGAGGGAGAUCUCACCAAGUUUCCAGAAUUUAAAUUUGAGGAGCCCAAGUUUGAGGAGACUCCAAAGUGAUCUCUGCAGCUUGUACACCAAACAGCAAUGUACAGGCAUGGAGUUGCUGAAAAUGGCACCAGUUGUAAUUUAAUAAAUGUAGUACUUCAAUUUGA
Molecule: messenger RNA, 538 nt
Organism: Vidua chalybeata
Lineage: Eukaryota; Metazoa; Chordata; Aves; Passeriformes; Viduidae
Gene: ATP5PF
Product: ATP synthase peripheral stalk subunit F6
Exons: 4
Coding region: 120-443 (107 amino acids)
Biological process (GO): proton motive force-driven ATP synthesis
Molecular function (GO): proton transmembrane transporter activity
Source: RefSeq, a predicted model, not a curated record